GUUCCAGUUUUCCUCUCCCAGCUUCAGAUGCAUCUUUUAUUUCUUUUUUACCGGGGUAUCCCAACUGUGCAUCUAAGAUGUGACUGGAUUUUUAAAACCCCUCCUCCCAACCAGGCACUGGGAGGACUUUUGCAUUGCUACUCUUGGUAAUCCGGUUCAGUCUGCUGUUGCGGGCAGAAACCGGUGUCGUGAGGUGGUCGUUACUGCGAACGUGCCUCUCCAUCCGACUGGGUUGGACCCUUCUAAUCCACGGAUGAUGAAUUUUCAAGAGCAUCAAGCAUCAACGGCAGGCUCGAGACCCCUCUGAGAGGGUAAAUAUUUAACGGGCUACCGGCAAAGAGACGAGACAAGGAGGAGAGGGAAAUCUCCCGACGGCCGACUGAGGGCGGAAGGAGAAGAAGGGGGACCGCUGGCAGUAAACCAUGGCUGCCAUGACGACAGUGCCCAGCUACACUGCUUCGAUAUGGGUGAGAAUGUGUCAUGCUCUGCCCCGACUGGACUUCAGUAUGCAGAUGAGGGACAACACCUUUGUCCCUGACAGCUGGGAGUACCAGCAGACUCUGCUGAUUUUGUCCAGUCUAUCAGCCAUCGCCCUCGUCAUCUCCCUCUUGGUGGUUCUCUCCUUCCUCAUACACUACUGCUGCUGUCACCGCGGCGACCGGAGCGAGGGAUCCGAAGAGGAGGAGGAGGAUGAAGAUGGCAGCACGGGUCACGGGUACAGCGGGAAGAAGGGGAAGGGCAUCUGCUGUGUCACAUGGGUGGCGGUCGCCGCUGUCACGCUGUGCUGCGUUGCCAUAGGCAUCGGUUUCUAUGGCAACAGCGAGGCUAAUGAUGGGAUGUAUCAGUUGACCUCGUCUCUUCUCACGGCCAAUUAUACGCUAGCUUCCAUCGAUCUACUGAUAUCCGACACAAUUAACGGACUGCAGCUCUCCGUCUCUGGCCCCCUCUCCUCGAUGGAGGAGCUGUUUUCCGGCAGUAAACCCUUCUUGGUGUCGACGCGGAACUGCCGGAGGUUAUCUGAGAAUGUGAUCAACCUCCUGUCCUCCAUCUCUCUGGCUCGGUCCAGCGUGGAGGCAGGUCUGCUGGGGAACGACAGCAGCAUCAGCGGGGCGUCCAUCAUUCCUCUGACGCCGGUCCCUCCCUCGGUGGCUCCCACGGUGGUGCCUACCAGCAACCUACUCCCAAACCCCUUCUCGCCUGGCUGGGCAGCUAACACGCUGAUGGUCAAUGAGGACUACAGGUGGUUGUCAUACGUGUUGCUGCUGCUGCUUGACCUCAUCAUUUGUCUGUUCAUCCUGCUGGGACUGGCCAAACAGGCCCGCUGGCUGCUCAUCCUGAUGACCGUGCUGGCCUGGCUGGCUCUCUUCCUAAGCUGGGGCUCGCUGGGUUUGGAGACGGCCACUGUGGUGGCUCUCAGUGAUUUCUGCUCAGAUCCAAACACGUUCGUCCUGAACUCCACCCAGUUCAGCGCGGGCACCAGCUCAGAUGUGUUGGAUUAUUACCUGACCUGCAGCCGGCGCAUGACCAGUCCAUUCCAGCAGCUGCUGACCCAGUCGCAGAGAGCGCUGUCGAACAUCCACACACACCUCUCCAGUCUGGACAGAAACGCUCUCCCGCAGUUCCCCAAGGCCCAGAAAUCCCUCAGGGAGGUUCAGCAGAUCCUCAACUCCACAGAAGGCAACUUCCACCAGCUGGUGGCGCUGCUCAACUGCCGGGGUCUCAAUAAGGACUACAUCGACUCCCUAAAAGGCCUGUGUUACGAUGGGAUGGAGGGACUGCUCUACCUUUCUCUUUACUCGUUCCUCUCAGCAUUGGCCUUCACUGCCAUCCUUUGCUCUUUGCCUGGAGCCUGGAGGAGCUUCCCCAGCGAAUCAGAGGACUACGACGACUCGGACAGCGAGAGUGAGGACCCCUUCACCUCCCAUCAGGCACGUAGACAGGCGUCCUCGGGGUCUCAGCGAGGGGCCAUGGCCCCCUUCUAUAAUUACCCGGGGGCCGGGUGGACACCCCCCUUUUCUAGUGCGCCGCCCCUCCCGACUCCAAACGUUUCCUCCAAUGGCAACCCUGGCUAUGAGAGCCUACCCCUGACCGACAGGCAGUCCCCACCCCCCUCUUACUCUCCCAGCAUGCUGACUGGUUACGGGGGGAAUCAAUCACACCCUAACCCCCCUCAUUCGAGGAACCUGUAUUCACGUUGAAAAAUGUUAUUUUUUUGUUUGUUUUUUUGUUAGAAAAUGUAUAGAAAAAAAGUUUAGUUUUCAUAUAAAUGGACACUUUAAUGAAAUAAAAAAGAGGAAACUAAUCUAAAUAAAACGAAUGCUAGAUGUGAAUUCAAAGUGCGUAACAUCUGAACCACUGAAAACAAUUAACAAAAGCACUUAAAAAGGAAGGACUGCUCAUGUUUCCCAGCUGUUGUGUUGCUGGUUGUUUGUGCGAAGAUACGAAUCGAGGCCUCUCGGCCGAACGUCUCUCCUCCUUUCGAUGUCCGAAACUCUGUGUAAACUGUGAACAGUGGUGACGCAAGUCAGAAUGGUACUGAUGUGACUACGUUGUAGUUUUAUAUUCUUACAUGUAUCUGUAUCACCGAGUUAUUCUCAUGUUUUUAUAUGAAUAUUGUGAAGAGAAAAAAAAAAACACCGGCACGUAGCAACACGAUACAUCGUUUUUGUUUCUGUGAAUGGUUCUGCAGUUCUUUUGUUUUUUUAUGAUGACUUUUUAUAGGUGGCAAUUCUGUAUUUCUCUUUUCCAGUGGUACGCUUGUAUGUUUCACUGUUGACAGCAUCUCGAUAAUCUUGAAUCAUUGUUGGGAACAAAAUAAAAAAAAUGACUAGGGCUACUGAGACCCUGGGUGUUUCUCAAUGUCAAGGCGCCUUGCCUUGCGAGGCGAUGUCCUGCGAGGCCACUGUCCUUCCUUGGUCAAAGAAAAUGGUUAAAUGGAACAGACUUGCAUCACGCGACCGCGGCUUCCACGGCGGUAACGUCACGUGACACGGGAGAUAACGUUAUAUUUUAUAUGUAUUAGUUUCAAUAUAAAUAUAUAACGAGCCUUUUACUUUUUAAAUUGUGUAUAUGUUUAUUAAAUUAAAAAUAUAAGCGAGUUACUACCCGCUAGUCACCGAAGCUGCAACUACUAAGCAACUAACCAACCAUAGAUAACUUCUUUGGAUCUAAAAAAAAAAAAAAAAACAUUUUAAAUUAGCUGACUUACUUUUAAACUUGAAAAUUGUCCCCGAAGUAGCUACCGCCUUCUGAUCCAUUGUUCUUUUGAAAAUACCGCGGUGUAUUGUGGGUAAUUUUAGACCAAGUCUAGGCUACAAGACACCUCUCGUGUAUCCUUGCUUAGCUAGCUAAACGGCUAACAAACGGAGACACAAUACACCGCGGUAUUUUCAAAAGGACGACGGAUCAGAAGCCGGCAGCUACUUCGGGAACAAUUUUCAAGUUUAAAAAUAAGUCGGCUAAUUUAAAAUGUUUUUUUUUUAGAUCCAAAGAAGUUAUCUAUGGUUGGUUAGUUGCUUAGCUGCAGCUUCUGUGACUAGCGGGUAGUAACUCGCAUAUAUUUUUAAUUUAAUAAACAUAUACACAAUUUAAAAAGUAAAAGGCUCGUUAUAUAUUUAUAUUGAAACUAAUAAUUUAACUGUUUUCUUAGACCAAGGAAGGACAUAGUCCUUGUAAGGCGCCUGGCCUUGUGAGGCCAGGCGCCUUGACAUUGAGAAACACCACCUGUUGAAAAUGGAGAACUACAACUUCCACAUCAGUAUUGAGAGAAGAUAACUACAAAUCCCAAUGCAAGGACAGCAAGUACAUAGCAAUAGGAUCCUUGCUACUGGUGCUGCAGUAGCUCUACUAUAACGAGCAAUAAUGACUAUGUACAGCAUCGGGUUUCUGACAUCUCUCCAACAUGUGUGUAUAUAUGGUACAGUCUGAGAUUUCCAUCCCUCCUUUACCAACUUAACCCUAGAAUUGAGUUUGUACGGUUAUCAAUGCCCCUUUUGAAUGGCAUCCUUUUACACUCAAGAGUCUAAUAUAAAUAAAAACUUCAAUAACCUGACAA
Molecule: messenger RNA, 4054 nt
Organism: Nothobranchius furzeri (turquoise killifish)
Lineage: Eukaryota; Metazoa; Chordata; Actinopteri; Cyprinodontiformes; Nothobranchiidae
Gene: ttyh1
Product: tweety family member 1
Cellular component (GO): smooth endoplasmic reticulum membrane; plasma membrane
Molecular function (GO): volume-sensitive chloride channel activity; intracellularly calcium-gated chloride channel activity
Source: RefSeq, a predicted model, not a curated record